Pimephales promelas (fathead minnow) is the source of this 3683-nucleotide messenger RNA. RefSeq names its product nucleoporin 133 (gene nup133). Gene Ontology annotation, biological process: protein import into nucleus; transcription-dependent tethering of RNA polymerase II gene DNA at nuclear periphery; poly(A)+ mRNA export from nucleus. Lineage: Eukaryota; Metazoa; Chordata; Actinopteri; Cypriniformes; Leuciscidae. Gene Ontology annotation, molecular function: structural constituent of nuclear pore; protein binding. Gene Ontology annotation, cellular component: nuclear pore outer ring. The record is from RefSeq and is a predicted model, not a curated record.
AGUAGCAUAAGCGCAUGCGCGUUUGAAUGACGCGUAUUGUGUGCGCUUGACUCUAGUGAGCGCGCGGUAAAAGCGUUUUCCAAAGUUUAUCGCGUCUCGUUGCCUUCGGAUGAGUUUCUGUCUCUGGUAAACAGAUCGCGGGUCCAGUAUGUUCACUCCCCGCGGCACACCGAGCUCAGGCCGCAGACAGGCGCCUCGCACCGGCGGUCGGAGGAGUGUGAGCUCCGUCCAGCCCGGGCAUCUGUUCUCUCCACGCCGCUCCGCUGUCACGGCCAGAUCCACUCCCACGCGGGUUCAGAGUCAUGCCGUUGUUGAUUCGUGCAAUUUUGAUGUUCAGACUUUCGGAUCAUCUCUACCUGUUAAAGUCAUGGAGGCGUUGACCAUGGCGGAUGUGGACGAUCAGAUCUCUGUGAAGGUGGAGGCGUCCGGUUGGGCGUGGAUGGUUUGUGGAGAGCGUCUGGUCGUCUGGAAAGUGUCUCAGACGUCUGUGGCAAAGCUGUCAGUGUGUAAAGACCUCCAGCUGCCGCCCAGCGAGUUUGCGUACAGCGCUGAUCUCAUCUCCAUCAACUCCUCUGGUCCACUCGAUCAUGCAACCAUACAGUCCAUCAGUGCUUUGGCCGUGUCUCCGGACGGCUCGGCCCGGUUCUGGCCCAGUCUGGCUCACGAGGGGUCCUACACUGAGAUCUCUCUGGACCUGGGUGGACACUUGUGCAACUACGUGGCGGCUGUAAAGGGCGGUAGUUUCAUCGUGUCGUCGCACCGCGGGCACCUGCUCCGGCUCGCCGCGGACUCGUCCGGUAAACUGCACCACAGGCCGGUCCAGCAGGGGCAGGGGAUGCUGUCGGGGAUCGGCCGCAGAGUCUCCAGCCUGUUCGGCAUCCGCGGCCAGCCAGCCGACCUCAGCGUGUUCAGUGUGUUGUGGGCGAAGGAAACCGGCAGUCUGUACUCCCUCAGCUCGUGUGGUCUCAGUAAAUGGGAGGUGGAUGAGAACAGCGAGACGCAGGUGUUGAGCUGGAGCACCAAUCAGAUCAUCUCAGACUGCAUCACCGACGCCAUCUGGGACUCAGAAAGCAACUAUUCAGAGAUCAAGAAGGGAGUGAAUGUGUCUUAUCUGGACAUGCAGUACAGCAACGCGGGGCCGGUGGUGUUGGCGGCAGCGUGGCAUCCGGGCGACACUCCUUGCGUGGCGUAUUUCUGCCUGGUCACUCUUGCAGAGAGCGUAGCGCCCUCCCCAGACCUGCUCACUGUGGAGGUCACCAGAUAUAACCCGCCCUUCCAGAGUGAGGACGAGCUGCAGAAGACGCGUCUGGUGUUGCCCGAGCCGUCGAGUCCCGCGGCGUACCUCUACAGCGAGGAGCUGGUGUUCGCUUGCAGCACUGGAGCGGGACGCGGAGGUCUUGCAGAGGAGAGGAUCUCCUUCAACUCUCCAGGUGAUCGUAUCCGUGGCGGUGGGGUGUGUGCCGGUCUCCCGGUGUUUUUCUCCCAGAACAAUGGGCUGGUUGCCAUUUUAGCAAGAGAAAGCGCUUCAAUCUUGCCUGAGACCAUGGAGGAUUCGCUCUGCACUUCAGUGGCUGGACCUGGACCUGAGGGCACUCCGUUAGAGACGCCACCCAAAAUAGACAUGGUGGCACAGGAGGACAAAACUAAACUGCUGAAACAAGCUUUCCUUCAGUUCUGCCGUCACGAUCUGAUUGGUGCUCAGAGCAUGGUGGACCAGCUCUUCCCCAGCGAUGGAGAGGGAGAUGCAGAGCUAGAUGCCAUUGUGACCCAGAUUGAUCUGGAUCUGGUGGACGACUACCCUGCAUGUGACCCCCGCUGGGCCGAGUCCGUUCCUGACGAGGGCGCUGGAUUAACACUGACGUCGCUGAUCCUGCUGCAUCAGUUGGAGGAUAAGAUGAAAGCUCACCGCUGCCUCAUGGACUUCCUGCUUCAGACAGGUCUUCUAGACCGCCUCACUUCCACAACAGUGCGCUCGUCCCCGAUGGCCACGCGACUCUUGCUAUGCGAACAUGCGGAGAAGCUGUCGGCCGCCAUCGUGCUGAAGAACCAUCAUGCCAAGCAUCCCGAGCUGUUGAACACAGCCAUCCUAUCAGCCCUGAAGAAGAACAACACCGAAAUACCAGCCAACCUCACGCCCGCGGACGUGUUCUUCAGAGAGGUGUCUCAGAUCUCCUCCAUCUUUGAGUGUCUGUUGGAUGAGGAGGAAAAAGCUUUGAAAGAGCAUCCGGAUGCCGCCAGGUGGGCCGAGGUCGUUCUCAACGUCAAUGACAUCGUCAAGGAUAUGCUUCAAGCAGCGGCACAGUACCGAGAAUCCAAAGCAUCUCUGUACAGAGGACCAGAGAACUGCAGCCCUGAGCCCGAGUACAUCCCAUGGACAGCCUCAGGAGGAGUCGGUGGGGUUCGGAGCGUCAUCACGCGGCAGCACGAGCUGAUCCUGCACGCCGCGUACCCUCACGCUGACGCAGAGCUGCGCGCCGUCCUGAGCGAGCAGCUGGUGGCGCUGUUGGACUCUCUGCUGAGCGGGUACGUGGCUCAGCUGACGUCUCUCCGCCGCUCGGGACAGCAGGAACGCUACGACGCGCUGGAGAACGAGUACACGCAGAAGCGCUCGGAGCUGCUCGCACCUCUCUUGGAGUUGGGUCAGAAUCAGUGGGUCGCAGCGCUGGCGGAGAAAUACUGUGACUUUGACAUAUUGGUGCAGUUGUGCGAGCGGACGGAUAACCAGAGUCGGCUGCAGCAGUACAUGGUCAAAUUCGCUGAUCAGAACUUCGCUGACUUCCUGUUCCGCUGGUACAUGGAGAAAGGCAAGAGAGGGAAGCUGCUGUCUCAGCCAAUCGCAACACACCAACAGCUGGCCAGUUUCCUGCAGGCUCACGAUCACCUCAGCUGGCUGCAUGACAUACAUGUGCAAGACUAUCAGAGAGCCCAUCGUACCCUGUACAGUCAGGCCAACGCAGAGACGCGAUACUUCAGCAAGAAGAAGACCCUGCUGGCCCUCAGCAAACUCACGGCUCUCGCGUCAGACAUGCCUGAAGCCGUUCACCAAAGACAGCUCACCGAUAUAGUGGAGCAGGAGCGGUUUCUGCUCCAUCAGGAGACUCUUCCUAAACAGCUGCUGGUGGAGAAGCAGCUGAACCCAGACAGCAUGCCUCUCCUGAGCCCUCAUAACCUCAUCACUCUGUACAUCUGCGACGAGAACCGCGGCGCCAACGAGUACGACUUUAAGAAAGCGCUGGAUCUGCUGGAGUACUUGGAAGAGAAGGAUGCGGUCGAUAUUGACGCCCUGAAACGAGAGAUCUUCAGUAAAGCCUUAAUGAAAGACUGGAAGGAGAGUUGGUCCUCUUCUGAUGAUAAUGACGAUCCUCUAGAAGCAGCCAGAGACAGCACUUUCAUCAAGAUCCUACAGAAACUCAUUCAAGAAGGUGUUCCUCUGCAGUCGUACCUGCCUGAAGUGAAGGAUCUCCUGCAGGGAGACGAGCUGGCGAGUCUGAAGUCAAAGCCCUACUUUCAGUUCCUCCUGCGGGCCAAUUAUGAGCACUACCUGAAAGCUCAGAUAUGACAUCACGCUUCUACUGUGUUUCCUUGUUAAUAUUACAGUUGUGUUUUGUACCGUUUCAUAAACCAAUAAAUUACUACAUGAUCCAACAUUUAAAAUAGUUGAAUAAACUGUAUUUCUGUAUCAC